This is a messenger RNA of Trifolium pratense (red clover), 2850 nucleotides long. RefSeq lists its product as uncharacterized. The record is from RefSeq and is a predicted model, not a curated record. The transcript has 14 exons. Lineage: Eukaryota; Viridiplantae; Streptophyta; Magnoliopsida; Fabales; Fabaceae. The coding region runs from base 136 to 2715 and encodes 859 amino acids.
CGGGAAUUUGAACCAUUUCCUUUACUUUUCAAAACUUCAAAUACCAACCACUCAUUUUCCUCUCCAACGUUCAUAUUCUUUUUCCUUCACAUUCAAAAUUUUUCGGUUGAUUCUUCUGAAACUGAAAAAAGAAGAAUGAAUUUUUUCACAAAGAAGAGGAAUGAACUACAGAGAUUAUGCAAAAAGCAUGGAAUCCCCGCUAAUCUGAAAAAUAUUGAAAUGGCUGAAAGACUUUCUUUGAUUUAUAAGGAAAAAGAAAAUCCUGUGUCAAAUGGAAGCUAUAAAGAUAAAUCGAUUGUGGAAAUUAUAAUAUUAGACUCUGACAGUGAUACUGAUGUUCAAAUGGAAGCUCCAGAUAUUGUAUCUGUUGCUGAGAAGGAUUCUAAUGAGAUGAACAAUGUGAAUGUGGAACAUGUUCUAGAUGAGGUACAUUCAUCUGGUUUAAAAGAUUCUGUUCGAGAACCCGAUCAAUUUCUAGCUACUUCUCCACUGAGUGAAGUCAAGUCCAGUGAUCUUAAUAUUCAUCGCACGGUUGAUUCAGAUAAUACUGUUGCUGAGAAGGAUUCUAAUGAGAAGACCAAUGUAGAUGAGUUAUAUUCAUCUGGUUUAAAGUAUUCAGUUGGAGAACCAGAUCAGUGUCUAGUUACUUUGCCACUAAUUGAAGUGAAGUGUAGUGAUCUUAAUAUUCAUCACAUGGUUGAUUCAGGCACUGCUGGUGGAAAUGCAGAUGUCAGUGAAGUGAAGUCGGCGUCUUCACAACAGCAAGGUCAAGAAGAAUCUCAGAUGACAUUGGAAGGUGAAAAAAGUGAGGAUAAUGUUAGGUCCCUUCAUUUGGAGGAAAAUAAGCAAAUGAGUGUUAUUAAGGAUAAAAUUGAGGACAAUCAAGAAUUUUAUCAACCAACAACAACUGAUCUAAAUGCUCAUCAAAUGGUCGAUUCAGGGACUGCUGAUGGACAUGUCGAUGCCUGUGAAGAGUCUAAAAUGAAAUUUACACCUGAAAGAAGUUAUAAUGUUGACACCUUUUAUGCGGAGGACAACAUGCAAAUGAGUGUAAAUGUUUUAGAACAUUUUGGUAACUAUAUGAUGAUGGGAGAAGAUUUAUAUGGGACUCCCGUCAGAGAUACUGUUGCUGAGAAGGAUUCUAAUGAGAAGACCAAUGUUGAUGAGGUACAUUUAUCUGGUUUAAAAUAUUUAUUUGGAGAACCAGAUCAGUGUCUAACGACUUCUCCACUAAGUGAAGUCAAAUCCAGCAAAAUUCAUCACAUGGUUGAUUCAGAUGCUGUUGCUGAGAAGACCAAUGUUGAUGAGGUACAUUCAUCUGGUUUAAAAUAUUUAUUUAGAGAACCAGAUCAGUGUCUAACGACUUCUCCACUAAGUGAAGUCAAGUCCAGUGAUCUUAAUAUUCAUCACAUGGUUGAUUCAGGUGCUGUUGCUGGAAAUGCAGAUGCUUGUGAAGUUAGGUCAGUGUCUUUGCAAUGUGAAAGAAGUGAGAAUAAUGUUGGUUCCUUUUAUUUGGAGGAAUACACACAAAUGAGUGUUGAUAAGGAACAAAUUGAAGACAAUCAAGAACUGUCUCCAGCAACACCAACUGAUCUUGAUGUUGUUCACAUGGUCGAUUCAGGGACUGCUGCAGGAGACGCAGACGACUGUGAAGGGAAGUCAGCAUCUUUGCAAGUUGAAGACGAUCAAGAAUUGCAUCAAAUUGAAGACGAUCAAGAAUUGCAUCAAGCAACACCCACUGUGUCUCAACCUAGUGAAACAAUGUCAUGCAAUUUCAGCCUUCAACAACUUUUUGCUUUAGAUACUUGUGAAGAAGAGAUGCAAGAUUUAUCCGAAAAGGACAAGACAUGUAUGGUUGCUGAUCUUGAGGCGUGCAUUGGAUUACUUCCUAAAAACCUUGAAGCUGCAACCACUAAAGGCUCUGAGGUUGGCACAUAUUUUGAUCCAACUAUACUCGGAAAUGUUGUCAUGGAAACUUGUAGAAUUGACAACGUGGAGAAAGAGAUCAAUCAGGAUGAUUGCUUUUCGGCUCAGGGAGAAGUUGGCAAGUUUUUUGACAACGAUGAUUUUGGAGUAGAUGAGCUUGUUCAAACUGUGCCUCAACCUAGUGAAAUGGAGUCAUUCGAUUUUAGUCUUCAACAGCUUUUUGCUUCUGACACUGCUUCUGGAGAUGAAGAUGCUUAUCAAAAGAAGUUGGAUUCGCCAUCAAAGACUACACCAACUGCAAGUGGAGAGAAAAACAUGGUUUUUUCUCCCAAACUCCAUGAAUCUAAAAUGACAUUUCAAUGUGAAAGAAGUAGUGAUAAUGUUGUGUCCUUUUGUUUCGAGGACUUGAAAGCAGAUGAGCUUGUUCCAACUGUACCUCAACCUAGUGAAAUGGAGUCAUACACUUUUAGCCUUCAACAACUUUUUUCUUCAGACACUGCUUCUGGAGAUGAAGAGGCACAUAAAGCGAAGUUCGAUUCACCAUCAAGGGCUACACCAACGGCAAGUGGAGAGAAAAGCAUGGUUUUUUCUCCGAAACCACAUGAAUCAUCAAUGAGGCAUAAAGAGAUGGGCAUUGAAAUGAGUUUGCCUUUAAAACGCGCAAGAGAUAGUAUUGGUACACAUGAUAUGAAAGAGAACAUUAAAAUUGACAAGGAGGAAGUUGGUUCGAUUAUGUCGAAGACUAAAUUUGCUAAGAGACAACCUCUUCAAGAUCUUCAACAGAAUUGAACUUAACAGUCCUUAUGGUGUUUACUGGUUACUGAUUUUAUUUUGGUAAAUGAUCAUGUUUCUAUUAUUUGAUGAUCAUGUUCUAUAGUGUAUGAAAACAUUAUGAUUUAUGAUGACUAUUGGUGUUAAGUGUAA